AUGGAUGAAGAUAAACCCACUUGUUGGGCUAUUGUUCGAGUAUUCGUACUUGGAUUGUCUUCUGCCGGGCGACGUAGUUUAGCUGUACCAAAGCAACAUGUUUUACUUCGAGCAAAUAUUCCUGCACAGUUUCGUUUUCAGUCUUCAGAUUCGGCAGCAUAUACAGCAACGUAUGACUUUGAAACACUCACUGUUACAGCUCCUGACGAUCACAUCUUACAUGUAGAACUAAACCGUCCAGAAUGUUAUAAUGCUAUGAAUAAAAUGUUUUGGAGGGAGAUGCUAGAUUGUUUCAGAAAAAUUCGUGAUGAUCGAUAUUGCAGAGCCGUGAUAAUAUCAGGUUCAGGGCAACUAUUUUCAGCUGGUUUGGAUUACUCUGAUAUGCAAGAUCUUACUUCGCAAGUAGCAGGAAAGGGAGAUGUUGCAAGAAAAGCAAAAUUUUUGUUGUCUCUCAUUGCUAAGUACCAGGAAUCUUUCAAUGCUGUUGAGAAUUGUCAGAAACCAGUUAUUGCUGCCAUUCAUGGGAAAUGUAGUGGAGGUGGUGUGGAUCUUAUAUGUGCAUGUGAUAUCAGGUACUGCUCAGCAGAUGCUUUCUUUGAGAUAGAGGAAGUGGAUGUUGGCAUGGCUGCUGAUAUGGGAACUUUACAGCGGCUCCCAAAAAUAGUUGGAAAUGAUAGUUUAGUGAGAGAGUAUGCGUAUAGCUGCGCUAAGAUUGAUCCCCAAGAAGCUAAAACUAUAGGACUUAUUGGCAGAGUUUUUCCUUCGAAGGAUGCAAUGAUGACUGCUGCUUUAAGCUUAGCUAAAGUCAUUGCUUCUAAAAGUCCAGUUGCAAUUCAGGGAACAAAGGUCGCCUUGAAUUUUUCUAGAGAUCACAGUGUGCAAGAUGGGCUGCAGUUUAUGACAUACUGGAACAUGACAAUGCUUCAAAGUGAAGAUGUUCUAAAAGCUGCUGAAGCAACUAUAAAUAAAUCUGAGAAACCUCCAAAAUAUUCUAAGUUGUAAUAAAAUAUAAAGUAAAUAAAUGUAUGUUGAGAUCUCUGUUAUAGCUUGUAGGUUCUGAUUAUAUUAAUUCAGGCAUGUGUACUUAUUUUAACUUAACAUGAUAUUUCUUAUUUAAUAUUGGCGGUUCUGAGUUUUAAUAAGUUUCUUCUUUCCUAAGUUUGUUUUAUACUAAUUUCACAGUAUUCUAGUGUCUUGAAUUAAAGCAUUUUAAUAUUUUUUUGUACUUUGGUACACUUAAAAUAAGUGGAGAACAUUUGUAUCAAUUAUUUUUAUUCUCAUAUCUUUGUGGUGGGUAAUGGAAAAAAAUAAUCCAUUUAUUUCCUUCCAUAUGGAGUAAGUUAAAUAAUUAAAUGCUUAUUUCAUAUUUGUUUAUAUAUUUUGAUGUGGUUUUACUAUAUAUUUAUAAUGAAACUUUUGUACUUAGAAAUUCAGUUGAAACAAGCUAAAAAGUCAUUUUAUUGUAAUUAUAAAAAUGUCUAAAAUUUAAUUUUUUGAUUUGUAAUUUUGGAAAAUUAUUUUUGUGCUGCAGUUACUGUAAAGAGUUUAUAUGAUUUAAAACUUGAAAACUAAAUAAAAUACGCUUAAU
Stegodyphus dumicola is the source of this 1588-nucleotide messenger RNA. RefSeq names its product delta(3,5)-Delta(2,4)-dienoyl-CoA isomerase, mitochondrial-like. Gene Ontology annotation, cellular component: mitochondrion. Gene Ontology annotation, molecular function: delta(3,5)-delta(2,4)-dienoyl-CoA isomerase activity. NCBI's taxonomy places the organism in Eukaryota, Metazoa, Arthropoda, Arachnida, Araneae, Eresidae. The record is from RefSeq and is a predicted model, not a curated record.